Molecule: messenger RNA, 1028 nt
Organism: Alternaria alternata
Lineage: Eukaryota; Fungi; Ascomycota; Dothideomycetes; Pleosporales; Pleosporaceae
Exons: 2
Coding region: 40-855 (271 amino acids)
Cellular component (GO): intracellular anatomical structure
Molecular function (GO): pyridoxal phosphate binding
Source: RefSeq, a predicted model, not a curated record
GGCUGAACACGCGAACACCAUCAUAGCCCCGUUCCAACCAUGGCCGAAGACAUGCAGAUAAAUCCCCAACGCGUGAAGCAACUCGCCGAAAACAUCGCCAGCAUAACCUCGCGCAUCAACGCCGUGAGCAAAGGCGGGAAACAGGUCCGCCUCAUAGCCGUAUCUAAACUCAAACCCGCAAACGACAUCCUCGCCCUCCACCAACCCUCCAAUCCCACGCAAACCCAUUUCGGCGAAAACUACGUCCAGGAGCUCCUCGAGAAGAGCAAGAUCCUCCCCCGCUCCAUACAAUGGCACAUGAUUGGCGGUCUGCAGUCGAACAAAUGCAAGCAGCUGGCUGAGCAGAUACCAAAUCUGUGGUGCGUGUCCAGUGUAGACAGCGAGAAGAAGGCGAAUGAGCUGGAGAAGGGAAGGAAAGCUUUGAUCGAAAAGGAUGGGGACAAGGUAGAGGGGAAGUUGCGCGUCAAGGUGCAAGUCAAUACCUCAGGUGAAGAAGCGAAAUCUGGCGUUGAGCCCUCGGAUACACUAUCCCUUUGCCGGCACAUCAUAGAAAAAUGUCCGCACCUCCAGCUCUCCGGUCUAAUGACCAUUGGUGCGAUUGCGAGGAGUAAGGAGACGACUGCGGAAAACGAGAACGAGGAUUUCGUCACGUUGAAAGAGACGAGGGAUCAGGUUAUCAAGGAGCUGGGUUGGGGAGAAGAGCAAUUGGAAUUGAGUAUGGGCAUGAGUGCGGAUUUUGAGGGCGCGGUUAAGAUGGGAAGUGAUGAGGUCAGGGUGGGAAGUCAGAUUUUUGGAGAGAGGCCGCAGAAGAAGGAUGCUGUCAUCAAGGAGAAGGAGGCGCAAGAAAAGAGCUAGAUGGUUAAGUGCAGGGGUGUGUUGGGCAGAUACCCGAACGUCUUCUUCGCGCGCAUUGAAGCAGGCAGUCGAUCUCUUACAUUCAUGAUAAGUGAGUGUAGCUUUCGAUUGCUUGUUUGUGUUAUCAGACAAUCUUGAAAUCCAUCUCUACUGACUCUUCUUCAUACAAAUCA